This is a messenger RNA of Neodiprion fabricii, 1397 nucleotides long. Its product is annotated as retinol dehydrogenase 14. The record is from RefSeq and is a predicted model, not a curated record. The transcript has 5 exons. NCBI's taxonomy places the organism in Eukaryota, Metazoa, Arthropoda, Insecta, Hymenoptera, Diprionidae. The coding region runs from base 197 to 1195 and encodes 332 amino acids.
UAUCCUACACUCAGGCAUGCGUGAUGAUCAGUGCUGAAGAAGUACCGCGGUCAAGAGUAGGGAUUUCAACAGGUUUGAAUUGUACCGCUGCUCAGUUUUCAGUUGCUCUGUGAAUACCGUACGGAAAAGAACCGUAAAGAACCACGUCCAACGAAUGCGACCUUGGAUAACAACAUCGAAUAUCGCAGGUUGAAUAAUGUUACUGGGGAUUGGUGCUUGCCCUCUUUUUUGCUGCGUGAUUAUCGGAACUAUAAUUAUUGGAGCCGUUCUGUUGGUGAUUGGACUUCGACUUUUCGCCUGCUACACGUUAGGCAUUUGUAAAAGUAAGGCAAAGAUGGACGGCAAAGUCGUUAUCAUCACGGGGUGCACUUCCGGUAUUGGUAAGGAGACCGCAAAAGAUCUUGCCAAGCGAGGCGCGAAGAUCAUUAUGGCUUGCCGCAACCUCGACAGCGCCAACGUCCUCAAAGAUGAGUUGGUAAAGUCUACGGGAAACAACAACAUCGUGGUGAGAAAAUUGGACCUCUCUUCACUGAAGUCAGUCAGGGAAUUUGCCCAGCAGAUUAACCGGGAAGAAUCGAGACUCGACGUUCUCCUUCACAACGCCGGAACGGCGGAGACAUUCAGGAAGAAGGUCACCGAUGAUGGUCUCGAGAUGACGAUGGCCACGAACCAUUACGGGCCAUUCCUUCUCACCCAUCUUCUGAUCGAUCUUCUGAAAAGGUCGGCGCCCAGCCGCAUAGUUGUCGUGGCCUCUGAGCUGUACCGACUGUCCAGUUUGAACCUAAACAACAUGAACCCGACAUCCACGUUCCCAGGAUACUUGUACUACGUGUCGAAGUAUGCGAAUAUUGUCUUCACUCAGGAGCUUGCGCGGCGUCUUCAGGGUUCCGGAGUUACGGCCAACUGCCUUCACCCCGGGAUGAUUGACAGCGGGAUAUGGAGAAACGUUCCAGUACCGUUGUCCUGGGGACUGUACCUCAUUAUCAAGGGAUUCUUCAAGACCCCUGAACAGGGUGCUCAGACCAGCGUCUACCUCGCCGUAUCGGAUGAGGUCAUUGGUGUCACCGGAAAAUACUUCAUGGAUUGUCACGAACAUGGACUGUCUCAAGGCGUACAGGAUGCGGCUAAGGGGAAAAAGCUGUGGGAACUUAGUGAGGGAUUUGUGAAAUUGGAAGCCAAUGAUCCAAAGAUAUGAAGAAAAAGAACUGAAUUAUGUAACUGCAGAUGAGCUAUACGUGUGCACACAAUCGGCAGAGAUAAUUAUAAUUAUAAAUAGUAACUGUUGGUCGGAGAAUGACUACGACAUUUUUUAUUGUUUUGUAAUUUAACGAUUGUUGUUUGCGGCUUCAAUUGAUAUAUAAUGUAAUUAUAAUAAAUGCACAUGAUAUUUGUUUUUU